UAGUAGGUGUCGCACUUCAUAUUCAUUUAAAAAAAUAUAAUAAAACAAUUGAACAAAUAAUGAAUGAAGACAAUAAUUUGGUAAAGACUUGGUAUUUUUAUUUUAAAUGGGCUGGAUUGUGGAAAGCGCAUCGAAUUGGAAUUCGGAUGGGAAAUUUUGAAAUGCAGCAUGAAUCACUUUCUGCAUUUGCACCACUCUUUCCUGUAGCCGGUAAACUUAAUUAUGCCUCAUCAGUUGCCUUUUAUCUAGCACAUUUAGCAAAACAUCCUGAAUUAAAAGAAUUAUUAAAACAUGCUUGUUCAAUUAAUAUUAGUCGAGAAAAACAUUUUUUUGCAUUUGACGAGGCUUUAGAAACACUGGGGGUUAAAUACAUAAAACAAAAUAUAUCUGGAAAUCCUAUUAAUAUCGACCAACUUAAAAAUCAGAUUAAAGCUGUUCAAAGUGAAAGGGAUCGAAUUAAUCUGUUUUUAUUUGAAUUUUUAGAUGAUAAUGUUGCACAUCAAGGUGAUCGGGCAGUAAAAUCUCGUAAAGAAAUUACUUGGGAUGUAAUAAAUCAACUUGUUAUAGCAUUUGAUAAUCCAAUGAAUAAUUCUCUUUUUAAAGAUAUUUCGGGAUUAUCUAAUAUGACCGCAGAAUAUACAUCUGAAGGAUGGACCAGAUUAUUAAUUGUUAUUCAAUAGGAGAAGAGCGUCUUAAUGCUAUAUUACAACAAGACAUUUUAAAACGCGAAAAACGAGUUGCAAAGGGCAGAAGAGCAAAAAAUAUUGGACAUCAUAAAAUAGCAAAUAUGAAAAAAUCUAAUAAUAAUACUAGGGGUCGUGGUAGAGGUGGAGUUCAGCAUGUAUUGCCAUCUAAUAUAUUUACAACUCAAUCUUCAAAUUCAAAUACUUCUGUUUUUAAUGAAUCACAACAUUCUUUUAGUAUGCCUUCUAAUCCCAAUAAUUCUUUUGACCAAAAUAUUAAUUACUUGAACAACAAUUUACAAAAUAUACAUCUAAAUUCUAGUGUUCUCUCGCAAUCUAAUCCUAAUGCAGAAAUUCAGAAUCUUCCUAAUAUACAAGCUAUUCAUUCUCUUCCAGAC
Molecule: messenger RNA, 1081 nt
Organism: Rhizophagus irregularis DAOM 181602=DAOM 197198
Lineage: Eukaryota; Fungi; Glomeromycota; Glomeromycetes; Glomerales; Glomeraceae
Source: RefSeq, a predicted model, not a curated record